CUGCGAGCCGCCACCCUCGCGCCUGUUGCGGGGCACCAGGCCGGGAGCGCGAGGAGUGCGCGGAAGGAGCCAUGGCUCUGGACGGGAUAAGGAUGCCAGAUGGCUGCUAUGCGGAUGGGACGUGGGAACUGAGUGUCCAUGUGACGGACCUGAACCGGGAUGUCACCCUGAGAGUGACCGGGGAGGUGCACAUUGGAGGGGUGAUGCUCAAGUUGGUGGAAAAACUCGAUGUGAAAAAAGAUUGGUCUGACCAUGCUCUCUGGUGGGAAAAGAAGAAAACUUGGCUUCUUAAAACACAUUGGACCUUGGAUAAGUACGGUAUUCAAGCAGAUGCCAAGCUUCAGUUCACCCCUCAGCACAAGUUGCUCCGUCUACAACUUCCCAACAUGAAAUAUGUGAAGGUGAAAGUUAAUUUUUCUGACAGAGUCUUCAAAGCUGUGUCUGACAUCUGUAAGACAUUUAAUAUCAGACACCCAGAAGAACUUUCUCUCUUGAAAAAACCCAGAGAUCCCACAAAGAAAAAAAAGAAAAAGCUUGAUGAUCAGUCUGAAGAUGAGGCACUUGAACUUGAGGGGCCUCUUAUUACCCCUGGUUCAGGAAGUAUAUAUUCAAGCCCAGGACUUUAUAGUAAAACAAUGACUCCCACUUAUGAUGCUCAUGAUGGAAGCCCUUUGUCACCAACUUCUGCUUGGUUUGGUGACAGUGCUUUGUCAGAAGGAAAUCCUGGUAUACUUGCCAUCAGUCAACCAAUCACAUCACCAGAAAUCCUGGCUAAAAUGUUUAAGCCUCAAGCUCUUCUUGAUAAAGCAAAAAUUAACCAAGGGUGGCUUGAUUCAUCACGCUCUCUUAUGGAACAAGACGUGAAGGAAAAUGAGGCCUUGCUGCUCCGAUUCAAGUAUUACAGCUUUUUUGAUUUGAAUCCAAAGUAUGAUGCAAUCAGAAUCAACCAGCUUUAUGAGCAAGCCAAAUGGGCUAUUCUCUUAGAAGAAAUUGAGUGCACAGAAGAAGAAAUGAUGAUGUUUGCAGCUUUACAGUAUCAUAUCAAUAAACUGUCAAUCAUGACAUCAGAGAAUCAUUUGAAUCACAGUGACAAAGAAGUUGAUGAAGUUGAUGCUGCCCUUUCAGACUUGGAAAUUACCUUGGAAGGGGGGAAAACAUCAACAAUUUUGGGCGAUAUCACUUCUAUUCCAGAACUUGCUGACUAUAUUAAAGUUUUCAAGCCAAAAAAGCUGACUCUGAAAGGUUACAAGCAGUACUGGUGCACCUUUAAAGAUACAUCUAUUUCUUGCUAUAAGAGCAAAGAAGAAUCCAGCGGUACACCAGCACAUCAAAUGAACCUAAGAGGAUGUGAAGUUACUCCAGAUGUGAACAUUUCAGGCCAGAAAUUUAAUAUUAAACUCCUGAUCCCAGUUGCAGAAGGCAUGAAUGAAAUCUGGCUUCGUUGUGACAAUGAAAAGCAGUAUGCACACUGGAUGGCAGCUUGCAGAUUAGCCUCCAAAGGCAAGACCAUGGCAGACAGCUCAUAUAACCUCGAAGUUCAAAACAUCCUUUCCUUCUUGAAAAUGCAGCAUUUAAAUCCAGAUCCUCAGCUAAUACCAGAGCAGAUCUCAACUGAUAUAAAUCCUGAAUGUCUGGUAUCCCCUCGCUACCUGAAAAAGUACAAGAACAAGCAGAUCACAGCAAGGAUAUUGGAAGCCCAUCAAAAUGUAGCCCAGAUGAGUUUAAUUGAAGCCAAGGUGAGAUUUAUUGACGCUUGGCAGUCUCUGCCAGAAUUUGGCAUCACACACUUCAUUGCAAGGUUCCAGGGAGGCAAAAAAGAAGAACUUAUUGGAAUUGCAUACAACAGACUGAUUAGAAUGGAUGCAAGCACCGGAGAUGCAAUUAAAACUUGGAGGUUCAGCAACAUGAAGCAAUGGAAUGUAAACUGGGAAAUAAAAAUGGUCACAGUAGAGUUUGCAGAUGAAGUACGAUUGUCCUUCAUUUGUACUGAAGUAGAUUGCAAAGUAGUCCAUGAAUUCAUUGGUGGCUACAUAUUUCUGUCAACACGUGCAAAAGACCAAAACGAGAGUUUAGAUGAAGAGAUGUUCUACAAACUUACCAGUGGUUGGGUGUGAAUAGGAAAUACUGGGUACUGAAACUCCAUGGCCAUAUUUAACAUUAAAAGCUGUUAUUAUAUGCUGCUUAAUAAAAUAAGCUUGGAAUUUAUCAUUUUAUCAUGAAUACUUAUUUGCCUUUCCAGAUAAGUUAAUAUGUGCACUAACAAGCACGAUUGUUAAUCUGCUAUCAUGAUACAGUAUAUAUGGCUAUUGAAUGCAGCACACAUUCUUUAGGGCCAUGAAUGAAAAAUGAAAUAAUAAGCAAGUCAGAAACAAAGCAUAACUGAUUGAAGCUAGCCAAACUGAGAAACUCAAGCCAUCUACUUUAAAGCUAUCCAGGGCUUAAACAAUAUGAAGUCUGUUGUGUUUAAUGCAUGUAUUUUAAUGUAUGUUUAAUUUGACCUCAUGUUUUAAAGUCUCACCCUUCUGCUAGCCAUCUGAUUGUCUUUUCCCACUACACACACACCCACACAUCCCUGUAAAUCGGGCCUGUAACAGAUGUCUAGUAUUUAAUACCAUGUCAUUAUUUGAUCUUGAAGGAAAAUGCUGUUGGUCCAUUAUGCGUGGUUUUGUCCUUCAGUAAGCAUGUACAUUUGUCUUGUGUUUAUUUUUACACCGUAUUGUAUUACAGUACUUUUAGUAUUCACCAGCAUAUUUACUGUCUGCCUAAAAUAUGCAAAUUUUGCAUUACAAUAUGAAGUAAAGGUCUAUGAAGUAUGCAUUUUGUGUAACUAAUGUACAAACACAAAUUUUAUAAAAUUGUACAGUUUUUUUUAAGAAAAACUACUCACAACUAGCAAAUGGCUUAAAUAAUAACAUUUUUGCAUUAAUUGCUUUUGAAAGAUAUAAAUAUCAAUUUGGUAGCAAUUAAUUAUUCGCAGUUUUAAAAUCUGCUAAGUUAAGAAUGACUUCAGUACAGUCAUAAUUUGCCACAAUGACCUUAAUUCUUAAUGUCAGGACUGGCCAUGUUCUAGUCUUUUGCGCUAUUACAAUCUGCAUUGGUGCUAGUCAGAAAAUCCUAACUCUCACACAGCCCAAAAGGGCACCAGGGAGGGAUGGAUUACCAGUAUUGUUGAUUAAUUAAUGGUUUAAAGACUGUAUAAAUGCAUUUUAUUUUAAAUAAAAGCAAAAUGUUUUAUUUAAUA
Molecule: messenger RNA, 3241 nt
Organism: Elephantulus edwardii (Cape elephant shrew)
Lineage: Eukaryota; Metazoa; Chordata; Mammalia; Macroscelidea; Macroscelididae
Gene: FERMT2
Product: fermitin family member 2
Exons: 15
Coding region: 72-2114 (680 amino acids)
Biological process (GO): cell-matrix adhesion; integrin-mediated signaling pathway
Cellular component (GO): extrinsic component of cytoplasmic side of plasma membrane; focal adhesion
Molecular function (GO): integrin binding
Source: RefSeq, a predicted model, not a curated record